Lontra canadensis (Northern American river otter) is the source of this 2323-nucleotide messenger RNA. RefSeq names its product Rho guanine nucleotide exchange factor 3 (gene ARHGEF3). Gene Ontology annotation, biological process: intracellular signal transduction; positive regulation of Rho protein signal transduction. The record is from RefSeq and is a predicted model, not a curated record. The transcript is spliced from 10 exons. Gene Ontology annotation, molecular function: guanyl-nucleotide exchange factor activity. Bases 393 to 2018 code for a protein of 541 amino acids. NCBI's taxonomy places the organism in Eukaryota, Metazoa, Chordata, Mammalia, Carnivora, Mustelidae.
CUACUGUCUGUUCCACUCAGCAUGCCAAGAAGCUGGAGAGGUCCCCGGCAGCCCGGAUUCAUUCUGUGUCUUGGGAAAGUCUUCCACUGCUUCGAGAAAUCAUGAAGUCAAUCCUGGCAACACUGUGGAAUUGUUUUGUACUUUUUUUCCUUUAGUCUUUUAAUUUUUCUACCGAAAUGCCAGAAAGAUCGGGUCUAUUUCCAAGAGGGCUUCUGACAUCUGAGAUUGGCAAGGGCACAAAAUGACAUGAGAGUUUCUCUGCAGAAUUCCAAAUUCAGGCAAGAUUUUUCCAAGCACGUACUAUGUUUAAAACACCUUGCAGGGAUGUCCUGGAGAAUCUGAAGUUCUGGCUUAACCCUCAAAACUUUGAAAGCAAUGGCUGAAAAAGAAAGAUGAGCAUCUUGAGGCUUCCUCUGGAAAUGGUUGAGGUUCGCCACAGCAAUUGGCAAGUUUGGCUUUUUCCAUCAAAAUUUGGUGUCUUCAUGUGCUGUCCAGCAUCUACUGCAGGUCAGAUGGAGCUUAGGAAGGCAAGGGAGCCUAGUAAUAAACGAGUCAAGCCCCUUUCCAGAGUGACAUCACUAGCAAACCUCAUCCCUCCCGUGAAGGCCACACCAUUAAAGCGCUUCAGCCAAACCCUCCAGCGUUCUAUCAGCUUCCGCAGCGAGAGCCGUCCUGACAUCCUCGCCCCCCGACCCUGGUCCAGAAAUGCCGCCUCCUCAAGCACAAAGCGGAGAGACAGCAAGCUGUGGAGUGAGACCUUUGAUGUGUGCGUCAAUCAGAUGCUUCCGUCCAAGGAAAUCAAACGUCAGGAGGCAAUCUUUGAGCUUUCCCAAGGAGAAGAAGACUUGAUAGAGGACUUGAAAUUGGCAAAAAAGGCCUAUCAUGACCCCAUGCUGAAACUCUCCAUAAUGACAGAACAAGAGUUGAAUCAAAUCUUUGGAACACUGGACUCUCUCAUUCCUCUACACGAAGAGCUUCUUAGUCAACUUCGAGAUGCUCGGAAGCCUGAUGGUUCCACCGAACAUGUUGGUCCCAUCCUCGUGGGCUGGCUGCCUUGUCUCAGCUCCUACGACAGCUAUUGCAGCAAUCAAGUGGCCGCGAAAGCUCUGCUGGACCACAAAAAACAAGACCACCGAGUCCAGGAUUUCCUACAGCGAUGCUUAGAAUCCCCCUUUAGCCGCAAGCUGGAUCUCUGGAAUUUUCUCGAUAUUCCAAGGAGCCGUCUAGUGAAAUACCCCCUUCUUCUUCGAGAAAUCUUGAGGCACACACCAAAUGAUAAUCCAGAUCAGCAGCACCUGGAAGAAGCUAUAAACAUCAUUCAGGGAAUCGUGGCAGAAAUCAACACCAAGACUGGGGAAUCUGAGUGCCGCUAUUAUAAAGAGCGGCUUCUUUACUUGGAAGAAGGCCAGAAAGACUCUCUAAUCGACAACUCAAGAGUGCUGUGUUGUCAUGGAGAACUGAAGAAUAAUCGAGGGGUGAAACUGCACGUUUUCCUGUUCCAAGAAGUGCUUGUGAUCACUCGAGCUGUCACCCACAAUGAACAGCUCUGCUACCAGUUGUACCGGCAGCCAAUCCCUGUAAAGGACCUUCUCCUGGAAGACCUGCAGGAUGGAGAAGUGAGGCUGGGCGGCUCCCUGCGUGGGGCGUUUAGCAACAACGAGAGAAUUAAAAACUUCUUCAGAGUAAGUUUCAAAAAUGGUUCUCAAAGUCAGACCCACUCACUACAAGCCAACGACACCUUCAACAAGCAGCAGUGGCUCAACUGCAUUCGUCAGGCCAAAGAAACCGUUCUGUGCGCUGCCGGGCAAGCUGGGGUGCUGGACUCCGAGGGACCGUUCCUAAACCCCACCCCCGGGAGCCAGGAGCCCCAGGGAGACACAAAACUUGAGCAGAUGGACCAAUCGGACAGUGAGUCAGACUGUAGUAUGGACACUAGCGAGGUCAGCCUCGACUGUGAGCGCAUGGAACAGACGGACUCUUCUGGUGGGAACAGCAGGCACAUCGAAAGCAACGUCUGACAGAGGCACGUGUACUUCCUGGAAGCAGCCCUGUGUCUUACCUGUACAGUAUUUGCAUUCCACACACGGAACGGUUUGGAGAAGCACUUUUUAAUACUUUGGUGACCGUGUUGCCCCUCGUCUCUUGUAUCUGUAUCUUUGUCCCUAGUACUGUAACUGCCAGUCUGUCUGUAAGCUGGGGUCUGUGGCAGCUCUUACCCUGUGUUGCAUUUCACAAGUGUCUGGAUGGAUGGAGAGGUACUUGAACAAGUUACUUUCACUUGUCCUGCUGGAUUUUAAAAAAUAGAAAAGAAUCUCUAAACUAC